This is a messenger RNA of Triticum dicoccoides, 1156 nucleotides long. RefSeq names its product probable disease resistance protein At5g66890. Bases 1 to 774 code for a protein of 257 amino acids. NCBI's taxonomy places the organism in Eukaryota, Viridiplantae, Streptophyta, Magnoliopsida, Poales, Poaceae. The transcript is spliced from 3 exons. The record is from RefSeq and is a predicted model, not a curated record.
AUGAUAACUGCAAAUGAUGCUGCUCUUCCGGCUCUUGAAAGUCUUGAUAUUAGAGGAUGUGGAAUAACGGUUAACGACAGAAGAGAAAGGAAAGAUUCAGCCAAACCUUCUCCCAGCUUUCGAGGCUUCAUCAUCAAGUCAUUGGUACUAAUUGAUAACUCAAGAUUGCAAUCUCUACAACUGAAUUUCUGCACAUCGCUGGAACGUUUGGAAAUCCGUUGGUGUUAUUCGCUUGUUGCACUAGAGGGCUUGCGAUUCCUCGUGAACCUCAAGCAUUUGGUAAUACUCAAGUCCACUGCCUUUGGCUCCCUUACCACAUUGGAGAGUUACGAUUCAGUUGAGGGAAUUCCAAGUCAUAGCUACGAGUUAUUCCCUGCACUGGAAAGUCUUGAGAUCGAUUACUUGUCUCUCCUCAACACGUCAUUCUGUAAGGGCCUCACCCGCCUCCGAAGCUUGAAGCUUUUUUAUUUGAGGGCACCGAGACUAAUAGAUGAGCAAGAGAGAGCACUUCUGCUCCUCAGGUCCCUGCAAGAGCUACAAUUUCAGUAUUGUUUUGGUCUGGUACAUCUUCCUGCGGCGCUGCGCGGCCUCAUUUCCCUCAAGAGAUUGGAGAUAAAUAAUUCUAGGGCCAUCUCAGGGCUUCCGAAGGAUUGCCUUCCCCCUUCACUGGAAGAACUGGUGAUCCAAGAGUGCAGCGAUGAGUUAUCAGAAAAAUGCAGAUCGCUACCAACAAGCAAGCUAGAGGUCACAGUUGAUGGGCGCUAUGUGGACUGAUUACCGAGUAUCGCUCAUAGACAAUCAUUUUUCGAGAAAACACCAAAAUAGUACAAUCAUAUGCUAUUGGAGGGGUCUCCCAGGCCACCCCUGUCCAGGGUCACCUGUUACAUUUGAAGUGGGGGGAAAUGCUUAAUGUAUUUUUCUUGUGAUAUGGAUAGGUUUGGUUUCACUUCAGGACAUCAUCCUCAACCUCAGGCGGUCAUGAUAACGGUGUCUUAUCCUCAUAAACUCAAUAUUUGUUCUCGACCUGUUGGGAUUUCCAAUUAUAUACGCUGCUAAAAGUUUGAUCCAUUUGUAAGCUGCCGUCCCCUCCCACCCAACUUGUCUGUCUGAUGCACCUGUUCUCUUCCAGCCUUUUCCGUAUCACCAUUCUGAAUGU